AUGAGGAACAACGCAGAUGUUCAGUGUCAGGAAGCCAAGGCUCAAGGACACCCCUGCCCCGAUGGCCCGUGCGUGCGGAGGUAUUACUUACCUGUGCAAGUUUUCUCCCCUCACACCCUUCAGUCAAGUGCCUUCUGUAGUGUGAAGAAACUGAAAGUCGAGCCGAGUUCCCACUGGGACUUGACUGGGUACGGCUCCCACAGCAAAGCGUGCAGCCAGAGCAAGAGCAUCCCACCUUCGCAGCCGGCCACCACAAUUGUCAGCACCUCUUUGCCAAUCCCAAACCCAAGCCUACCUUACGAACAGACCAUCAUCUUCCCAGGAAGCACCGGGCACACAGUCGUAACAUCAGCAAGUAGCACUUUCACUGGGCAAGUCCUCGGAGGACCACGUAACCGAAUGCAUCGCAGCACUGUGAGCCUCCUUGAUACCUACCAAAAAUGUGGACUCAAGCGUAAGAGUGAGGAGAUCAAGAACACAAGCAGCAUACAGAUCACUGAAGAGCACCCACUCAUGAUUCAGAAUAAUGCCAGCAGGGCCACUGUAGCCACCGCCACUACAUCCACUGCCACUUCCAAAAACAGUGGCUCCAACAGUGAAGGUGAUUAUCAGCUGGUGCAGCAUGAAGUGCUGUGCUCCAUGACCAACACCUAUGAGGCUCUGGAGUUCUUGGGCCGAGGAACGUUUGGGCAAGUGGUCAAGUGCUGGAAACGGGGCACCAAUGAAAUUGUGGCCAUCAAGAUCCUGAAGAAUCAUCCUUCGUAUGCCCGGCAGGGUCAGAUAGAAGUGAGCAUCCUGGCCCGGCUGAGCACAGAGAGUGCUGAUGACUACAACUUCGUGCGGGCCUAUGAGUGCUUCCAGCACAAGAACCACACGUGCUUGGUCUUUGAGAUGUUGGAGCAGAACCUCUAUGACUUUCUCAAGCAGAACAAGUUCAGCCCCUUGCCCCUCAAGUACAUUCGCCCAGUCCUCCAGCAGGUAGCCACAGCCCUGAUGCAACUCAAAAGCUUGGGUCUUAUCCAUGCAGACCUCAAACCAGAGAACAUCAUGCUGGUGGAUCCAUCCAGACAACCGUACAGAGUAAAAGUCAUUGACUUCGGCUCAGUCAGUCAUGUGUCCAAGGCUGUGUGUUCCACCUACUUGCAGUCCAGGUAUUACAGGUACAGUUUUAUAGCUCUUGUCUUCUAG
Molecule: messenger RNA, 1188 nt
Organism: Octodon degus (degu)
Lineage: Eukaryota; Metazoa; Chordata; Mammalia; Rodentia; Octodontidae
Product: homeodomain-interacting protein kinase 2-like
Biological process (GO): smoothened signaling pathway; positive regulation of transcription by RNA polymerase II; peptidyl-threonine phosphorylation
Cellular component (GO): nucleus; PML body; cytoplasm
Molecular function (GO): ATP binding; transcription corepressor activity; protein serine/threonine kinase activity
Source: RefSeq, a predicted model, not a curated record